Messenger RNA from Lasiosphaeria miniovina, 2667 nucleotides. RefSeq names its product prolyl oligopeptidase. Lineage: Eukaryota; Fungi; Ascomycota; Sordariomycetes; Sordariales; Lasiosphaeriaceae. The record is from RefSeq and is a predicted model, not a curated record. The transcript has 4 exons. The coding region runs from base 220 to 2337 and encodes 705 amino acids. Gene Ontology annotation, molecular function: serine-type endopeptidase activity. Gene Ontology annotation, biological process: proteolysis.
GGUUCUGGUAGCGCCUUUCCCUUCCUGCAUCCCCACCCCGUUGAUUUAUAUGAACAUAGUUCUAUCUCUCCGUUUCUUGAGCCCCAAAUAAGAUUAUUUCUUCUUUCUCUCUUUCGUUUUCGUGAGUCGGCAUUUGAUUUUGAUUAAUAUUUACCGUCUUGUGCAGCCGCUCAUUUAAUCGAUACCGAUCUGUCGCCGACGACAAAAUACUCCGCAGCCAUGGUCGUCAGACGUUCUUUGACGCCCGAGACGUUUCUCACUCUCCCCCGGCGAGGCGACCUCGUACCUAAUGAAAACGGCACCCUGGGCCUCUUCAGUGUCUCGACUCCUGAGCUUGGCGGGGUAACCAAAGAAGAGUGGCGGGUCGUCCGUCUGAGCUCGAGCGAGUCUUGGACGCUGAUCAAGAACGACAAGAUCAAGACUCAUGAUGUUAGCUGGCUCCCGGGGACCGAUGGUAAAAAGAUUGCGUGCCUUCGGCGCUAUGACCGAGGAGCCACCGAGCUGGUCAUUGCCGACGCGGCGCCUCCCACUAUUGACCCGAAUCUUUCGAUCCAGUCUGUUGACUUGUUUGACGGCGUGGUCCAGCAUCUGAAGCUUCACCUGCUAGCCGACGGCUCGGUUGCCUUUGCUGUCGUCGGCCUGGCUGGAGAGGACGGCAAUCUGUACAACGAGGAGAAGGCGCCUAAGAGUUUAUCAAGUGCCCGCAUCUACGACACGGCUCGCGUUCGAGAGUGGGAUACUUAUGUCAAGCCACAAAAAUAUGCCAUAUUCUAUUCGAAACUGGUCCGCAGGGACAAUGGGCAGUGGUCCGUGGCAAGCCAGCUCCACAACUGCGUCAAGGACACGGCCCUAGAAGCUCCAGCAGACAUGUACAUCCCGGGCAACCCGUCUGGAAACUUCGAUAUCAGCGCCAAGGGCAUCGCCUUCGUCGCCCACGACCCGAACCCUUCCAAGAUUCACUACUCCAACGCCUCCGACGUCUUCUUUGCCCCCGUGGACUCGUGGUCCGAGGCUACUGAACACCGCGCAACAUGCAUGACGACAGGGAACGAAGCUGCUCUUGGAAUAUCUGCUAAUCCGCGGUUCUCGCCUGACGGGACCAUGAUCGCAUAUCUCAAGACGCCUUUUGCCAACGAGGCCGAUACGCGGCUGAUUAUCGGCCAAAUCUGCUCACUUAUCGCCGUCGAUGUCUUCAAGACGGUCAUCGACUCGUCGUGGGAGCUUGUUCCCUCAUCCUUCGAGUUCGCUCCCGACGGGGAAUCGAUUCUCAUCGUUGCCGACGACCACGGCCGCCGCGCUCUGCACCAGCUCAAAUUGCGCCACCACACCAAGCCGAUAGCUCUCGUGAAGAACCGGUCCGUGUCGGCGGUCUACCCCCUCACCAGCGGCAGCGGAAGCCUCCAGGUCUUGGUCACUGCUUCGACGGGGAUCGAGGGCAGCAUAUACGCAGUUGUUGACACGGCCCAAAAGUUGGAAGACCGCAUAAUCUCUUCGACCAACUACGGCGCCAAGUUCGGAUUGCACGGCAGCCAGGUCUCUGAGAUCUGGUUCGAGGGCGCCAACGAGACUUGCGUGCACGCUUGGGUUACAUAUCCUUCAAACUAUGAUGAGAAGAAGAAAUGGCCCGUCAUAUUGGAGAUUCAUGGCGGGCCCGCAGACUCGUGGAGAGAUGACUGGCACUGGCGGUGGAACGCAGCGCUGUGGGCUGAGCAAGGUUACGUCGUCGUGCGCCCAAAUUUCACCGGCAGCGUUGGGUACGGGGUAAAAUUCGCGUCCGGCAUCUACGGCGAGUGGGGAGGGAAGCCAUAUCAAGACCUUGUACACUGCAUGCACUACCUCGCCAAGAUCCCAUCCCUCGACAUGGACAGGGUCGUUGCUGCGGGAGGGAGCUACGGCGGGUACAUGGCUGCCUGGAUAUUGGGCCACGCCCUGGCGCAGAAAUUCAAAGCCAUCAUCUGCCACGACCCGUGCUUCGACAUGCGAAUGACGUUUCUCUACAGCGACGAGACGGGCGGAAUCAGCGACUUCAACGGCCCGCCGUACCCGUGGGCCAACGCCAAAUCUCUCGACAAGUGGAAUCCAGCACGCCCCGAGCUGCUGCAACGCUGGGCGCAGGCGCCACCAACACUGGUGAUUCACAGCGACAGGGACUUUCGGUGCCCCGUCACGGACGGGCUGGCCGUGUUCAGGACACUGCAGGCGCACGGCGUGCCCAGCAGGCUGCUCAACUUCCCGGACGAGAACCACUUCGUCCUGAAGCCCGAGAACUCGCUGGUAUGGCACCAGACUGUAUUUGACUGGAUCGAGAGCUGGGUGGGCAAAGGGCCGAUGGAGUAGGGACUGGGCUGCACCUCCCUGCUAAUCAUAACCCUGUGCUGGGAUGUCCUCUUGAGAUUUGGAGGCUCUUUAUUACAAAUUCGAGCGGCGUCUCAGCUUUCAGCAGAUCGGGGAGCGGUUCUUGCGAGAAAAUUGUCGCAAUCGGUGAACAUGGCAAGUUUUGCUCAGCCGAAACUUUUGAGUAGAAAAAUGUGUGACAUGAUUGCUGCCUCGCUGAGGGCAUUACAAUCUGUAAAAAAAUGCUCCUUGUCAACCUGUACGCACUAGGCCUUUGUAGGCGUAGAUCCUCGCUUGGUAAACAUGCAGCCCAAUUGGGCCUAGUCACAUGAC